AUGGCCCCCAAGAAAUCUGCCAUCAAGAGUAAAAAAACCGGUAAGGGCGUUGCAAAAGCCAACGCUAAAGCUGUCGCAAAGCCGCCCGCUAAAGCACCUGUCAAGGCAACUGCCAAGGCACCUGUUAAGACUGCGGGCAAGCAUCCAGUUGUGAAGGCCAAGGGUAAGAUGUCUAUCGGCGUCAAGAAAGAGGAGUCGGAAGCCUCCAAAAGCUAUAAGGAGUUGAUAACGGAGGCGCUGUUGGCGUUAAAGGAGCGCAAGGGCUCGAGCCGUCCAGCGUUGAAGAAGUACAUCAAGGAUAAGUAUCCGAAGAUUGGAAGCUCUACGAAUUUUGACCUGUAUUUCAACAACGCUAUAAAGAAGGGAGUUGAAACUAAAGACUUUGACCAGCCAAGGGGGCCAUCCGGCACGCUCAAACUUGUGAAAAAAUCUGCAGCACCUGCAGCGGGAACUGCGGGAACGCCAUCACCCUCUGCUAAUACCGCGACCGCCGCCAAUGGUAAGUCUGCCAAUGGCGUUAAGAAAACUCAUGAAAAGGUGAAGCAAGCCAAAAAAGCACCAUCUCCAAUUGCUAAUCCUACCUACAGGGAUAUGAUUCUUGCAGGGCUUUUGAAAUUGAACGACGGGAAGGGGUCAAGCCGCAUAGCUUUGAAAAAGUUCGUGAAAGAUCAAUUUUUCCCUUCUUCAAAGGCUACUUCCAAUUUCGAUCACCUGUUCAAUUCGGCCAUCAAGAAAGGUGUCGAAACUGGAGCGUUUGCUCAACCUAAAGGACCCUCUGGCCUCUUGAAAAAGGGAAAGGGCAAACCAAUAAUGCAAAAGAUAACUGCUUAG
Molecule: messenger RNA, 831 nt
Organism: Zygotorulaspora mrakii
Lineage: Eukaryota; Fungi; Ascomycota; Saccharomycetes; Saccharomycetales; Saccharomycetaceae
Gene: HHO1
Product: histone H1
Exons: 1
Coding region: 1-831 (276 amino acids)
Biological process (GO): negative regulation of DNA recombination; nucleosome assembly; chromosome condensation
Cellular component (GO): nucleus; nucleosome
Molecular function (GO): nucleosomal DNA binding; double-stranded DNA binding
Source: RefSeq, a predicted model, not a curated record